AUGUUCGCAGACGCUGUCGAAAAUGGGUUGGCACAAGUUUCUGCUGGCUCCCCCUUAGGGCCACCAACAUCCAUUAGACUGGGAUGCGAGGGAGACGGCUGUCGCCGAGACGUUUCUCAUGAGGCGGGAAAGCUAUUGCUGGCAGCACUGCAACGCCUAGACGGUGUGCAUCUUCUGCCUUGUCACAUAAAGUACAGCGGGCUAGCAUCUGUCGAAGAACUCUUUAAGCCGACGCGAAUGCGUCCUGAUGCAGCAGCGGGAGAAGAAGCAGGCAAACUGGAGGUACAGCUGCACGGCCGUUGGCUGCGAGGCCAGGAGGAGCGCUUGCUCCGCGACAACUCUCCCAGCGCUGUCGCAGCCCCCAAGCUUCACGGAUUCGUUGUAGCUGCCCAGCAGACCACCUGCAACCUAGGGGACCUGCGAAAAUCCUACGCUGCUGCCGACGCUGCAGAUUCCACCCUCAUUAAGGACUGUAUCGAAGCUGAAGAGCCACCCAGUACUGUCACAGCGCUGCGCCCAUUGGCGGAAUUCGACAAACUAUGCUACUGGCAGCAAGACCGCGAACCGACUAAUGCUGACGAUAUCCCGCAGAGUCUUUUCUUUUUGCGAGCUAUGGCCGCUCUGCACGACUAUCAAGACGAAUUGAAGGAGUGA
Messenger RNA from Eimeria acervulina, 654 nucleotides. RefSeq lists its product as hypothetical. The record is from RefSeq and is a predicted model, not a curated record. Bases 1 to 654 code for a protein of 217 amino acids. Gene Ontology annotation, biological process: RNA catabolic process. The transcript has 3 exons. Gene Ontology annotation, cellular component: ribonuclease H2 complex. NCBI's taxonomy places the organism in Eukaryota, Apicomplexa, Conoidasida, Eucoccidiorida, Eimeriidae.